AAAGAAAAAUGAAGUUAUCCCCUGAGGCCUACGCCUAUAAAAGGAGUAUUCCCUCCCUCUUUACAUACAUUAAUUCUAUCAGAAGCCUCCAUCAUCUCAUCUAUUGAAUUUAAACCUCAAACCUUGAUUCUAAGAAUUCGUGCCUCACUUCUCUUUCAUUGCGUCCUUCGAGUGUGUAUAUUUUCGUAACCUUCCUCCUUAUACAUAUACCUUCGAAACAGUACGCGAACACUAUUCUCUAGCUGCUCGAAAAUCACUCUUUCGUUGUUUCUGUGUCAGUUCUCAUUAAUUCAAAUAACUUCUAACAAUCCAUUUUCUCGUGAACCCAACUGAUCGGGUGUUAGAAAGUGAAAAUUAAUGGAUCAUGAAGUGUUUGACAACGUGAAAUAUGAGAAAGCCAGAGCAAUGGCGUUCAUGUUUAUUUCCUGGUCCUGGACAUAUCUCCCGGCCGCCGUUAAAUUCUCCGGCGACUUAUUGCUCGAACUCUCAGUUUAUAUAUUCAAUCCUCAUGUCGUUUUUCUCAUUGGCAACACAAUUAUAGUCUCUGUCUUAUUGCUCUGCCGUCGAACAGAAGCCGAUAACCACUCCGUCACUGGCGGUAUCCACCGUGAUGAUGUCCGCUCCCGUGAAGUUCAACUACCGAUCCUCACUACCUGUGACGGCGAUGUGGCAACUUCUUCGCCGUCGGGGAUUGCGGAGCCUAAUUUCGCCGGAGAUGAAAGUAAGCAGAUUGAUAAGGUGCAAAGCAACGCCGCAGAGACGACAAUAGAUGUAACAACGAAGAAUAUACAGAUACUUCAAAGGACUAAAUCGGAGGAUUUGAAGCAAGAGAUUCCUCCAAAAAAGCUCCGUCGUUCCCAGACAGACAUGGCGGCGGUAGACACACUUAGCAACGAAGAAUUUAAGCUUACUAUUGAAGCGUUCAUAAAGAAGAAUCAAAUCUUUUUUGAGAAACAGAGAUUAGCUGAAACAGAGCAGGAAAAAUUGAUCACAUAAGUUUGUGGACAAGGAUUUACAUUUUGAGCGAUUGUAAGAUACUUAUUCAAUUCAUAUCCGUAAUAUUACGAGUUCGAUUUUUAAAACA
Nicotiana tabacum (common tobacco) is the source of this 1084-nucleotide messenger RNA. RefSeq lists its product as uncharacterized. NCBI's taxonomy places the organism in Eukaryota, Viridiplantae, Streptophyta, Magnoliopsida, Solanales, Solanaceae. The record is from RefSeq and is a predicted model, not a curated record.